UCCACAAUCUCCUCUCUGUUAUUCCACAAUUUCUUACGAAUCAUCUUUCUCUCUGUCUCUGAUAUUUGGCUAAUUUCACUCCGAAUAUGGAAACUGAAUCAACCAAACUCGAUGUUCAUAUAGAUGUAGCGGCUACGUCUCAAGAUCCGUCGUUAGGGUUCUUAAGCACGGUAAUAAUCACUCUAGACAGAGAGUACUUGAAGGAUGAUAGCAUCAAGAGUCUAGGAUCUUACCCUGAUUCUUCUAGUAUCGACUCACCAAUCAUUCUGAAAAUCCCACCCUCCGUACCAGAGUAUGGCUAUAGCGAUCUCUAUAGCGAACUCCGAGAUUAUGUCUUGACCAAACAUAUACUUGAUGAGAUUGUCAAAGCCCAACUACGAAUCCAAAGUGUUGAUCACCUGUCGCCACAACAACCUUUAUUCAUGGAAGUCUCGGUCAAGUUGACACACAAGGUAUACAACGUUGUGCCUUGUAGUUCUGCUCCGUUGGCAACAGAUUUGGAGACUUGCCUCAUCUGUUUCGAGGAUCUGUCUAUGAGAUCCUAUGAAUGCUACCAAUUGCCUGAUUGUUCACAUUGUUUUCACGAAGAAUGUGUCGAUGAGUGGGUGAUUCGACAAAAUUACUAUUGCCCUGUCUGUCGCCGACCUUUUUAUGAACAAUCAGAGUGAAACGGAGUCUAAAAUAGGGUUUCAAAUUUUACUUUUGUUCUGUGUGGUUGUAAUGAUUUAGUUAAUCCGUGUGUUGGAAGUCUAAUUAGGGUUUCAAUUAUGUUUUUGUUUAAUCUUUGUCGUAGACUUUAAGAUACUAAUUAGGGUUUUUCAUAGUUUAGGUAUCGAUCUUGAUACUCUGUUCUUGUUGACAACAUGUAAUGCAGUUUGAUUUUAUAGAAUUCAGUCUAGAUUCUCUAGACUUGAAGUUCGCAUAAUUAUAUUUCA
Molecule: messenger RNA, 935 nt
Organism: Arabidopsis arenosa
Lineage: Eukaryota; Viridiplantae; Streptophyta; Magnoliopsida; Brassicales; Brassicaceae
Source: the annotation of a GenBank genome assembly